Messenger RNA from Durio zibethinus, 354 nucleotides. The record is from RefSeq and is a predicted model, not a curated record. Lineage: Eukaryota; Viridiplantae; Streptophyta; Magnoliopsida; Malvales; Malvaceae.
AUGAAGGGUGAUGUUGUUGUGAUUUCAGUUCUGGUCGUGCUAGCCAUGGUUCAGUUCAUGGUGAAGCCAGGACAGGCCGCUGUGACUUGUCAAGCAGUUAGUGAUUCUUUGGCUGCCUGCCUUCCUUACCUCACCUCAGGGGCUACGUGUCCCACGGCUGCCUGCUGUAAUGGUGUGGGGAGACUCCAGCAAAUGGCUCAAAGCACCGCAGACAAGCAGGCAGCUUGCAAAUGCGCUAAGGAAGAUGCUGCUCGUAUCCCCGACAUAAAGGAAGAUGCCGCCGCAUCUCUUCCUGCUAAAUGCAACAUUCAAGUCAACUUCCCAAUCUCCAAGGACAUCGACUGCGAGUCGUGA